Messenger RNA from Brachypodium distachyon (stiff brome), 2388 nucleotides. RefSeq lists its product as uncharacterized. The transcript is spliced from 14 exons. The record is from RefSeq and is a predicted model, not a curated record. NCBI's taxonomy places the organism in Eukaryota, Viridiplantae, Streptophyta, Magnoliopsida, Poales, Poaceae. Bases 209 to 1906 code for a protein of 565 amino acids. Gene Ontology annotation, cellular component: nucleus. Gene Ontology annotation, biological process: regulation of DNA-templated transcription.
GUCAUUUCCCCGGUCUGCUUAAAACUCCGACAGAACCGAAGCGAACACAGAAACGGCGAGGCCGGGGGAAGAUUUGGAGCCAAAGCCCAGAGCAGAUACAGCGCAACGUCACUCGAGAAUCGAGGUAAUUAACGCCUUCCAGCCUCACUGCCGAGAACGCGUGAAAUCAGAAACGGAAGGUGCUUCGGCAACACAAGAUUUCGCAUAUAUGCCCAUUUCAUCGUCGAGCCAGCCUCUCUGCCUCGCCCCCGAUUUCAGUUCGCUGGAGAGAGUCCACCGAAUUUCUGCAAAUUCGUCGAUGGAAAGCGCGGUGCCUCGCUCCCAGGGGAACAGCGGCGCUGACCCUGAGAGGGACGGCGCCGGCGUCGCCCAGGAGCGGGACGAAGCCCGCGGCCUGGAGAGAGUUGCGACGGAGAGCAACGGCGCCGCCGGGGCCCUGCCGCAGAUCCAGGAAGCUACGGGAGAGGGGAAGACAUGCCACCAGUGCCGUCAGAAAAGGACGCACUACGCGGCGGCUUGCACGGCGGUGAAGAACUAUGGGCUGUGCUCGCUCAGAUACUGCCGGAGUUGCCUGCGUAAUAGGUAUGGCGAGGUCGCUGAGGUGGUGGCGCAGAAGGCUAACUGGACCUGCCCCAAGUGCAGGGGAGAUUGCAACUGCAGCAUGUGCAGAAAGAAGAAUGGGGAAACACCGACAGGGAUACUGGCCCCUGCCGCCAAGGCGUCGGGGUGUUCCUCCGUCCAUGAUUUGCUAAACAAGGGGGCAGACAUGGUGGCUGCUGCGCAGAAGUUGGUAAACCCUUUAAAGGGCAAGCCAAGUAUAACCCUGGGGACAGAGAAUGGUGCUAAUGAAGUGCAAGCUGGAGCAGAUGAUCUCAAUGCAGUUCCUUCUGUUCCUGCAAAAAAGAACCUGAAGGUUAACUGCAAAGUAAAUAAAUGUCCCGCUGAUAAGAAGUCCCUGCUGGGAACUGGGAGCCUAGUUGCUCCUGAGAAUGCAAUAGCGCUACCCAGGGGCACCCCUGUCACUAACAUUGCAGGUGUAGAGCUGGAGGCUGAAGAUGUUGGGCCUGCAAUUCAAUUUUAUGAGUUCUGCCGCUCUUUUGCUGAGUUUUUUCAAAUAAGGAAAGGACAACCUGAGAGAAUUCUUCAAGACAUAACUGGAGGUCGUGAACUUCGAGUUGUAGCUUCACUUAUUGCGGAGUUGCAUAUAAACCUGUUCUCUAUCAUUAAAGAAGACAGAGGGGAGAAGCCUUUGAAUUAUUCAAGAGAUGGGGAUGGAUGGAUAAUAGACAUUGGCAAAUAUAUCACCGAGUCAGACUCUGUCUCAAAGGAAUUCCCUCUUGACUCUUUAAAGCUGGGACUAGUGGGGUACAAAAAUUUAAGCCCGUCCUGUAAGCUAUAUGUGCUGAAUUUUCUGUGUGAUGCGACUCUAUCUUCAGUCAAAUUCAGGACCUGGACUGAUGAACAAAACGAGAAGGCAGCUGAACGAAAGAAUGCUGCCAGGGAAAAAAUCCGUGCUGCAAAUGAAAAGGAAAAGGAGUUAAAAGAAAGACAGAGUGACAUGGCUAAAGAUCCACUUUUGAGCGAGGGAGCGGACACUCCUAGCAAUGUUGAAUCUGAAAUAAAGGAGGCAAAGGAAGUCAAGCAGACAGCCACAAAUGCAUUAGAUGAGGAGGUUGGAGUUGUCCUUUCGACCAAGCCUGUCAUGGUAGACAAAGGGGUAGCAUACUGGAAGCUGGAUGGCUAUUGUAAUGAUGCAACAAUAAUGCGCCAAGAGAUCGACAGUCAAAAUAUAAUUAGCAACAAAGACAUAUGGUUCAAGUUCACUGAAGAUGAAGAGAAAGUUAUAGGAGAUCAUGUGGCCAGAAGAUCCCGAGGUCGGUCAAGAAAGCGUACUUGGGGACAAUGAUGGCUGAUCUCAAUCUCUGGGCGUUUAGCUGGUUGAAGGUGGAUGGACUAUGCUAGCUGAGACCCGGCAGCGUUUGUACUGUACACUGUAGAUGGCAUAAACGGAGGAAAGUUUUGCUAUAGGAAAGUUAUACAUUUACUGGACGACUAACAACAACUGAAGAUUCAACUAAAGCAUCUGAAUCCGAAGCUUAUGACAUGUUCUCUGCAGAUGACAAGGCAGCAAAGUCUCUGUACAGUAGUCUGUAACACCUUUUGCAGUUGUUCCCCAGGACAUAGGAGUAUUGAAGCUAGGAGGGUGCAACCUCUGAGCAUAAAUAGCAUUAUAAUUUGAGUGUGGUACCGUCAAAUUUUCCUGUUGUGUAUCUUCUGUUUAAACAAAUGACUUUCCCCCCUUCCUUUUCCGAACUUGGGAGAUUUAAUUAAUGCUUUUCCCAUAAGAAAAGCAGGAUUCAGUAUAAUGAACUGUGGAAACCCUAGCCA